CAAACACUGUUACCCAAAACAUGGCCACCUGCAGCAGAGCGGUGUGGAGAGUUGUCUCCGGAUGUCAGCGGUUGUCUUCUGUCCGUCCCGUCAAUGUUUUACCCCAGACUCCGGUCUUCUCCAUCCCCGGGAGAACUUUUGCUGUGGCCCGAACAAAGACGAAGGAUAAGAAAGAGGAGGAGAAGAAGGAGGAGAAGAAGCGGCAGGUGAUCGAUGACUCCGGACGUCACAAACCGUACGGGAAAACGGCCUGGGCCCCGGUGGACGACGUGUACAUCCUGAGGUACUACCCCCGGCCAGUUCACCGCGUGGACGACGCCGUGGAGCUGCUGAAGACCUACAGAGCCCUGGACUUCACCCCCGAACGGCAGCAGGUUUACAUCGACCUGAGGCUGGACAUGAAGCUGGAGAAGAAGAAAAGAGUGGACCCGUUCGUGAGCACAGUGCACUUACCUCAUCCAUUCAAGACGGAGAUGAACAAAGUUUUAGUUUUCACAGAGGACGCAGAUCAGGCCAGAGUGGCUCAAGAGAACGGAGCCGCGAUCGUCGGAGGAACAGAAUUGAUGGAAAAAAUUUUAGACGAUGAAAUUUCAGCAGAUUUUUACGUUGCUGUGCCCGACAUGCUGCCCAAACUGGUGCCGCUCAAAAACAAACUCAGAAAGAAGUUUCCCAAAAGCAAAAGAGGUUCGGUCGGUUUGAACAUUACCAGAAUGCUGGAGCUCUUUAAAACAGGACAUGAGUAUACAGUAGAAGAUGGCUGCUUUGUUCGGACACAAAUCGCUACGCUGGACAUGCCCUCAGAGCACAUCCUGGAGAAUCUACACACCAUAAUGGCCGACGUUUACUCCCACAGACAGAGCACCGCAGAUUUAGUUACUCUCUUGACCGAGAAAACAAGGCACUUGCCGACCACAGCGACGCCCUGGACACGCAAAACUUUUUUUCCUGUUCGUCCACAGCACCCAAGACGCUCUUCAGGGGCUGUUACAUAAGGGUGAGUUGUACAGUUGUAGGAAGUAUUAUCUGUUACAUAAGGGUGAGUUGUACAGUUGUAGGGAGUAUUAUCUGUUACAUAAGGGUGAGUUGU
Boleophthalmus pectinirostris (great blue-spotted mudskipper) is the source of this 1087-nucleotide messenger RNA. RefSeq names its product mitochondrial ribosomal protein L1 (gene mrpl1). The coding region runs from base 21 to 992 and encodes 323 amino acids. The record is from RefSeq and is a predicted model, not a curated record. The transcript is spliced from 9 exons. NCBI's taxonomy places the organism in Eukaryota, Metazoa, Chordata, Actinopteri, Gobiiformes, Gobiidae.